This is a messenger RNA of Drosophila santomea, 312 nucleotides long. Its product is annotated as period clock protein. The transcript has a single exon. The coding region runs from base 1 to 312 and encodes 103 amino acids. The record is from RefSeq and is a predicted model, not a curated record. NCBI's taxonomy places the organism in Eukaryota, Metazoa, Arthropoda, Insecta, Diptera, Drosophilidae.
AUGAGGCUACUACUUUCUACGACUUUUGCAGUGAUGGCCUUUUGCUGCCUGUCUUUUGUUGAGUGCUCCUUGUCGGACGACACAGGAACCACUACUGAGAAGGGCACUGGAACUGGAACUGGAACUGGGACUGGGACUGGUACCGGCACCGGAACAACCACCACAACGACAACUGUUGAUCCGACAACAACCACUACCACCACCACGGAUGCGCCCGAGCACCACCGGAGAAUACAUCGGCGGAGAAGGCGCAUCCUCAGGAGAAUUCGACGCAGGCGUCUAGAAGCCGAGCGAAGACGCCAAAGGGGCUAG